Molecule: messenger RNA, 1611 nt
Organism: Closterium sp. NIES-65
Lineage: Eukaryota; Viridiplantae; Streptophyta; Zygnematophyceae; Desmidiales; Closteriaceae
Source: the annotation of a GenBank genome assembly
AUGGCUACCCCCAGUGUCCUUACUUUUGAUGCUGAGGGCCGUGCUGCUGACUUUGAGGUCUGGGUCGAUGACCUCCAGCUGUUUCUCCAGUGCAAUAGGGCAGACGGACUCUCUCUGUUUGAUCUCACCUCUGGUGUCUCUCCUGCCCCGCCUGCCACUAGUGACAGCACUGUUCGCUCACAGUGGGCCACACACGAUGCUGCUACUCGCCUUGCUGUGCGUCGCCACUUACAGACCACUGAGCGUGCACACUUUAGCCAGUACAAGAGUGCUCAGACCUUGUACGACGAUGUAGUUGCACGCUACUCUUCCCCUGCCACUGCUGCACUGAGCCGCCUCAUGCUACCAUACCUCUUCCCUGACCUUGCUGCCUUUCCCACAGUCGCUGACCUCAUUACGCACCUCCGCACUAGUGACACUCGCUACCGCGCUGCGCUUCCUGCUGAGGACCACUUCCUCUCAGUUUGCCCCACCACUCUCACCGUUGACCUCCUCGAGAAGGGCCUCCUAGCAGCAGAGAAGAGCAUAGUCGCUGUAGGAGCCUCUCGUGGUGACCCUCGCACCCUCGUCUUUGAGGGGUAUUCUCCCUCCCCCCUCUUACCCUCUGUUGCCUCUGCUUUGCGGCCGACCUCGUUGGUUUCGAGUCAGUCGGCGCUGCGUCUACCCCUAGCGCAAGACGCCGCACCGGCAAGAGCAAGGGGAGCAAGGGCGCUGAAGGGGCUGGCGGGGGCGGUGGAGGUGGUGGUGGAGGCAGUGGAGGGGGUGGGGGUGGUGGUGGGAAUGGUGGCGGGGGUGGCGGCGGCAGCGGCAGCAGUGGAGGCGGAGGAGGCGGCGGUGGUGGCGGAGGGAGCAGAGGCAGCGGAGGUGGCGGAGGAGGCGGAGGUGGAGGAGGCGGCGGAGGCGGCGGUGGCAGCGGUGGCCAUGAUGGAGCAGGUCGCGACUCUGCGCAGAGGAGUGGCUCAGCGCGGUGGGGGUACUGGUCCCUACACUUACGUCCUCCGUACCAGCGACCGAGCUGGUGAGCAGUGCAGGGGCCCGCACUCCACCCAGCACUGCUUCGGUCGACUGACGGACGCGUGGCGUCGCCAGAUCCCUGAGGCGUCAGAGAUCCCUCGCUGGGGAGAUCUGUUUAGGGCGGGGGUGGCUAUCUUUGAUCUUGACUAUGAUGCUAUCCUUGCUGCCAUGUAUUUUGUGUCUACUAGUGUUGAGGGUGACUGUUACCUGCAUGUACCGCUUGACCCGGGCAUUGAGGCCACUGCUCUAGGUGCUGGUGAGGCUGCUGCCCUAGGUGCUAGUGCGUCUACUGCCCCAGGUGCUAGUGCGUCUGCUGCCCCAGGUGCUGGUGAGUCUGCUCUCUCAGGUACUAUAUCGGCUCAGGCCUUACACACCUUCACCCUUGACUUGGGUGCGUCACGCUCCUUCUUUCGAGAUUGUACCACUCCUCCGCCGCUUAGUCGGCCGGUUGCAGUCUCCUUGGCGGACCCCUCUCGGGGUCCUGUCCUUGCUAGCUUCUCUACUGUCUUACCGUGCUUGGCAGCCCCCUCUGGCACCCUGUCAGGUCUCUACCACCCCUCGUUCUCUACGAACUUGGUGAGUGGAGCGGAUCUAUAG